AAGAGCCUCAUCUGACCCAUUCUUUUGAGUGGAGUUACAGGAAGAACAUCUAUACCCAUACCUGCAAUCAAGCGCAAACUAUUGAGGACUGCCUGAAGAAAAGUCCAAAAUUCAAAGCAGCUGCAGAAAAGCAGGAUGGCAAAGAGCUUGUUAUUGUAAGAAGUGGGAAAGCAAUCGCUUCACACUUUCCAUGCAGAGUAAUUAAAAAUGAACGUCUGACUCUGAAGUUUGUGAAAGCUGUGGAGAAGCCAAAGAAACCAGUUAGCGUCUCUGGUUAUCCCUGCAAAAAGAGACAAUCUAACAAGCUUGUGAUAUUUCAUGUCAUAGCACGAGGAGGUAAAAAUGUUGUCAGAAUCCUGAAAAAUCCUGACCUAAGAAAAGACAUGCAGGAAAUUACUGUUUACGCAUACGAAGGGGAAAAAGUGAAGCAAGCUCUACGAAGAGAUGGUCGUUUUCUCAAUACCAUGUUCAAAAAGAAUUGCGUGCUCUUUAACAUAAGCACUGAGGUUGAAACGGAGAUGUGCAGUUUUGUCGACGACCUUGAUGAUGAAACUUUUAAGAUCAAAUUGCUCGACAAGUCUGAUCCACCAGAAAGUCAGCCUGGCAGUCUUGAUGACGUUUACGUGCUGCAGAGUGAAUCUCAGGCAGUUGAUUCUGGUGGGUAUGAGGAGCUUUCACAGCAGACUAACACAGUCAAGUCAGAGACCGACAACACAAUAGGGAAAAAAACGGAUCUCUGUGGAAAUAUGGCUCCAGGAAACCAACUGUCUGAUUCAAAAAAGCUGCAAGUUAAUUUGUCUGCAUGGUUUAACAUUUUGGUAAAAGGCAAGAAAGCUCAAGUUCCUAAGCUUUCUCGCAUCCAGAAUAUUUUCCGUCAGGAGUUUGGGAACAGUGCUAAAAGAUGUCAAGAUGUGAAAACAAUGAGGAAACUCAUGAAACUCAGUCACUCUGUUUGUCAAGUAAGAAUAAACGGGAAACCACAAGGAAGCGGUUUCCUCGUGUUCAGCAGAUUUGUCCUCACAAAUGCCCAUGUUAUUAAAGAUUUCUGUAAUGAUAACGGCCGGCUUCAUGAGCGGGUCACUGUCACUUUCUCUUAUGAAAGUCUGGAGCAGAAUGAUGGCCUGAUAGAUGUGGAAGAGGUUGUUGGUAUUGAAUAUAUUCCGGAAGUGUCAGGGACUGACUGGGCUUUGUUAAAGCUCAAUGCUGAUCAGACAUUGCCUGAUGGUCUCUUAACACACAGUGGAUUCAUUUGUCACAGUGGUGGAAUUAGCAUUAUUGGACAUCCAGGUGAAAGUGUAAAAAAAAUUGAUGUCUGUUUGGUUGUUUCACAAGAAAACCGUAGUCAGGUUGCAGAGAGGCACUGGAAAGACAAUCAAGACUGUGUUCAACUUCUUAAAGAUAGUUUCUUCAAAAACGUUGCAGAUGAUGUUCAACAGCGCAAACACCUUCUGACUUAUGAGUCUUGUUUGUAUUUUGGGUCGUCUGGCUCUCCUGUCUUUAAUGAGGACGGCGAUGUUGUUGCAAUGCAUUCGGGAGGGUAUGCCUACCCUGGUGUGAUGGGUCAAAACCAGAGUGUCAUAGAGUUUGGGUAUCCCUUUUCUGACAUCAUUGAGCACAUCAUUAUUCAAAUGGUGAAGAGAGAAAAGUUUGAUGUGUUGAAAGAAUACCUCAGUUGCAAAUGCACUCGACAGCAAAACUUUUUGGUUGAUGUGAAAAAGCUCGUUGAGAGCAGAAAUCUCACAAGGUUUAAAAAUGUAGUGAACAGUUCAGUGGCUGUAGAUGACGAGAGUUUGAAGGCUUUCUUUGAAUUCUUCUCUCGGAGAGAGCAGCCAGAGCCCAUGGAUAUUAACCGAGUUCACAGAAGGUUAACUGCAGACAGAAGAUAAAGUGAGAACAGUUCGAGCAGUAAAAGCAGUCGUUAUUUUUAAUAAGUCAGGACACUUGUUUAAAAAAACUAAUACUUUUUUUUUCAAUUUACUCUUUCACAUAAGGUUUUGUUAAACAACUGAUGCAUCAUGUACUAUAAAUAAUAUUAAUAAUAAUAAUGCAUGUAUGAUGGUUCUGUGCUUUUGAAAUGCAAGUAAUAACGACUUUCCAAUGUUGUCCGGUUAAAUUUGAAGAAACUAAGAGAAUGUGCUCCGAUGUUAAAGAGCUCAAAUAAUAUGGAUGUGAUAAAUGUCAUGUUGAGGUUUCUCAUUUUGAUGUGACAUUUACACAGUACAGUCUCAAAUAAGUCUGGUUUACAUUUAUACCCUUUGUACUGUUUUAUAUCUAUAUUUUUUCUCUUUUUUGUGCAUGCUUUAUUUCAAAUUUAGAAAUUUAGAAUCAACUGUGGCUGAAUAUAUAUGGAGUGUUGAUCAAAGGCUUCAAAAUAUCAUACCUUAUCAAUAUUUUCAAUAUGACCAGUUUAUAUCAAAUAAAUAUGGUUUGCUGUUUA
Maylandia zebra (zebra mbuna) is the source of this 2437-nucleotide messenger RNA. Lineage: Eukaryota; Metazoa; Chordata; Actinopteri; Cichliformes; Cichlidae. The record is from RefSeq and is a predicted model, not a curated record.